AGCCACACAUUCAGUGCGUAGGAAACUACUGGCAGGGCCGCCGGCAGCCAGUAGCCACACCAAAAGACACAGGACACACGGCUCUCGGGCAGGAGUAAGGGAGCACGGGAGAGUGAGACAGAGAGCGAGAAAGAGAAGGGCGAUCACAAGCACAGGAGAGGAAGUCAGAGGGGAGGAAAGCUAAAGUGGCUGUACUUUUGCUCACAACAUGGAGGGAGACUCUGAUUAACUGAGGCAUGAUGGAAGCUGUGUGAUGGACCAUGUGGAGAGAGAACAGGCAGUCAGGAUCAGACAGAUUUGCUGGUGGCGUGACGAGUAGACUGGGGAGAGAAGAGCUCUCUCUUUGAGGAGCACGUCCCCAGUGCAGUGGAUAGGAUGGAAAAUGAAACCCAGGUCAUAGUUUGGAGUAACGGACAGAGAGGCUUCUGUGAUUCAGUACUGUACUGGACUUGACGAGAGAGCUGACGGGACCAGAAGGAUUGCAGAAUGUUUAUGAACUUCAGGAGGAUCAGAAAAUGUCAGUGUCUGCAACUUAUCUCCAUGUGCUUUGUCUUGUCUGUGCUGAUGGUGUGCUGGGAGCAGCUGGACCACCACGUGGUGAGACACAUGAAGUCUUACUCAUACCGCUACCUGGUCAACAGCUAUGACUUCAUCAACAAGAGUUUCAGUGUUAGUCGAGAAGAAGCGGAGAGCUUCUGCAGUUUUCCAUAUCUGCUCGACCACAACGAGAUGUGCAAUGGCAAGGAUGUGCUGCUGCUUCUCUUUGUCAAGUCCUCGCCAGAGAAUGUGGAGAGGAGACAGGCUAUUCGAUCGACAUGGGGAAAUGAGAGCUACAUACAGGAGGGACUAGGGGUGACUGUGAAAGUAGUUUUUGCCCUCGGUGUUCAUCCCAAUCCCCACCAACGGGCCAGUGUCCAGCACGCGCUCCGCGAGGAAGACCGUACCUACAAAGACCUCGUGCAGCAGGACUUUGAGGACACUUUUCACAACUUGACCAUCAAGCUCCUGCUGCAGUUCCGCUGGGCCCACGCCCAUUGUGCCCACGCAAGUUUCCUCAUGUCGGCAGACGACGACAUCUUCAUCCACAUGCCCAACCUGGUGCGCUAUCUUCAGGGCUUGAAGGAAGAUGGCGUGCGGGACUUCUGGGCAGGCCAUGUUCACCGCGGCGCCCCACCCAUUCGCCGGAGGGACAGCAAAUACUACAUGCCUUAUGAGAUGUACCAGUGGCCUUCCUACCCAGAUUACACUGCUGGCGCCGGCUACGUGGUCUCGGGAGAUGUGGCCGCCAAAAUUUACCAGGCCUCUACAUCGCUUAACGCCUCGCUCUAUAUUGACGAUGUGUUCAUGGGAAUUUGUGCCAAAUCCAUGGGGGUCUCUCCUCAGGAACACGUUUACUUUUCAGGGGAGGGGAAGGCCCCCUAUCAUCCCUGCAUCUAUGAAAAGAUGAUCACCUCACAUGGACACGUGGCCGAUGUUCGGCACCUCUGGAAGGUGGCCACUGACCCAAAGAUCAAUGGCAUCUCCUCUGGGAUAACGGGGAAAUUGUACUGCACUGCAGUUAAAGUGAUGCUCCUCUGUAAACCCUACUAUGUGAACACCUACCCUUGUAAAGCAGCUUUCUUAUAGUGUUCUUUGGGGGCGAAUAUAGUCUUUUAAUGUGUUAUUCUUUUUAUUGUCUGCUGACCCCAAACCACCCCCCACACCCCAAAAUCUGAGGCUAAAGCCAUGUACUUAAGUUUGUGUUCACCAUUGCUGCCUUUUGGCGUCAUGGAAACUCCCUAUGUGGACCAGGUGAUUUGAUACCCUCUGUAGUCGUGGCUUAGAUCAAGGUUUGAUGACUGUAAUCCUCAAAAGGGAAUUUCGAGUCAUUUUGAGACGUACCUCAUAGAUUUGUGUUUAUCUUCAGGUUUCUAUGCCAUCAUUCUAAAUUAAACAGAUUGAUAGUAAGAAAA
This is a messenger RNA of Sardina pilchardus (European sardine), 1952 nucleotides long. It is a transcript of the gene b3gnt5a, whose product is annotated as UDP-GlcNAc:betaGal beta-1,3-N-acetylglucosaminyltransferase 5a. The record is from RefSeq and is a predicted model, not a curated record. Gene Ontology annotation, cellular component: Golgi membrane. Lineage: Eukaryota; Metazoa; Chordata; Actinopteri; Clupeiformes; Clupeidae. Bases 487 to 1626 code for a protein of 379 amino acids. The transcript is spliced from 2 exons.